Messenger RNA from Hippocampus comes (tiger tail seahorse), 3306 nucleotides. RefSeq names its product TLC domain containing 3A (gene tlcd3a). The coding region runs from base 285 to 1097 and encodes 270 amino acids. Gene Ontology annotation, biological process: lipid homeostasis. Gene Ontology annotation, cellular component: membrane; endoplasmic reticulum. The transcript is spliced from 5 exons. NCBI's taxonomy places the organism in Eukaryota, Metazoa, Chordata, Actinopteri, Syngnathiformes, Syngnathidae. The record is from RefSeq and is a predicted model, not a curated record.
UCCGUCAGUUAGCUUCACAGUAGCGGUGGUGCUGGUGGUUGUGGUGCUGGUGCUGCUGCUGCUGAGAACCAAGUAGGAGAACACCUCGUCCCCGAUGGUCUUAGACUGAUCCCUGCCAAAACCCGGCACCAGCACCCGCUCGGGCCACACGACAGAAUGCCCCGGCGACGUGUGAUGUGAAGAGUCGACGAAGCAAGAAGGCUUAGUCAAGUCGGGACUUUUUUUUUUUUUUUUUUUUUUAAUAAAGCGGCGACCUUCCCUAAAAAUAAAAAUUAAAAAGGCUCAUGAUGUUGCAAGUGUUAGCUUGUGGCGCCGUAGUUUUUCCCGGCUUGUUUUUCGCCUUCAGGAAGAUCCUGCCCCGAGUUUUCAAGCAUUGGAGCGAUGCCGACGUGGUGCUCGUUAGCGAAAGAUUGGUGUCUUCCAUCCAUGCCGUCAUGGCAACCACAGCAGGAGUCGUCGUCGUGAUGUCGUGCAGGGCAAACGUCAUCGAUGGCAGGCACUGGCUGGCCACCCACUUUGUCAUCUGGUUCGGCGUGCCCUACAUGACGUAUGACCUCCUGGCCAUGUACCUCAGCCACUACCACCGCUUCCGCGUCAGCGGGCACGAGGAGUACAAGCGCCACUCGCUGGGAACGGUGAACGCUUUCGUCCGUCGGGAGUUCCUGCUGGUGCUGCAUCACAUCGCCCUGCUCACCAUCCUGCUGCCCGUCACGUUGUUCUUCCGCAAGGACCAGGGUGAUUUCUUCAUCGGCUGCUUGUUUCUAACCGAGCUCAGCACGCCCUUCGUCUCUCUGGGCAAGAUACUAAUUCAGCUGGGUCUCCAGGAUGGUUGGCUGCACAAGUACAACGGCGGCAUGGUGCUCCUCACCUUCUUCACAUGCCGCAUCGCCCUCUUCCCCUACAUGUACUGGGCUUACGGCCGCCACUACGGCAUCCCGCUCUACGCCGUGCCCUUCCACCUGUCGCUCGCCGCUAACCUGGGCAACUUCUGCAUCCUGGCGCCGCAGGUCUACUGGUUCGUCCUACUGUGCCGAAAGGGCUACCGCCUGUACCAGCGCAGUCGGCGGCCGCCCGCGCCGCCUGUUAAGGACCAGUGAUCACUGGUUGUCUAAGACGCGCCCUAACAUAACUACUGUACUUCUCAUAAUCCGACCUCCCGCCAUUGUACUGUAGUCCAGGAGGACCGCUGGUGUCUACCCCACCCCAACCACUGCACAAUUUCACCCUACCAGUUUGGAAUUUGAUGCUAACAGCGGACCUCUCCCAAGAAACUACUACUGAUUUUUGGCAUUUUGAGCCUGGUCCGGCUGUGGAUCUUGCCGAGCGUUCACACCAACAGGAAGUGUAGAAAACGCGUGGUGGACACAAUCAUUCUCAUUUUGCUGUGAAGGUCUUUGAGGGUGCGAGCAAGUGGCCGCUACUACAGGUAUUUAUUUGUGUUUUGUAUUUUAGUGGUGGUUCUGAGUCACUCAUUUGAUCAAUAUGCGUAUCAAUCGUUGGUUUUAUUUUCAAUUGGCUUUCCAAAAAUGAAAAAGUGACUCAUUAGUUUUUUAUUCUGACUCAAUAAAUAAAAAUAAACUGUUACAGAUUUUUCAGAUAGGCUUGGAUCAAAAAUGCAAACCUGAAUAGAAAAUGAAUAAAAUAUAUAUAACACAAGAUAAGCGGCGUAGGAAAUUAAUGGCUGCAAGAUAUUUUAGCUUGUUCCAACGCCCCAAUCAUUCAACUGAUGCACAGAAGCAGUUCCUGUAUUAUUAUGCAAUAGUUGAAAAAAAACAAUGAAAAUAUUCUCAAUUCGCAUUUUCCUCCUCUAAAAAAUACAUAAUGCUAUAUUACUGGUGGAUCGCGGUCUUGUUCCGAACAGAUUGUGGCGGCUACCAAAGUAAUGCAAGCUAACGUAAUUUGUAAAUUUCAUUGCCAUCAAACAGUCUUGGAGCCCGAUUUUGAUAUGUGAUCUGAGCCUGAAACUCAAUGAUGAAAAAUCUGUAAUUUUUAUUAUUUUAUUUUUCAAAUUUAAAACACAAAAUAUACACAGUUUAAUCGCACAGAAAAGAGGUUCUCUGAACAGUGCUUAGGCAGGCAGUAUUAACCGGAGAUGAUGACGUGCGAGCAUCCAGCGUACGGUAUUAGCUCUGUAUGCUAGGCACCUCCGUCGUCCAUAGAUUGUUACAUGAAGGAUAGUCGAAUUUUAACGUGAAUGAUCCACUGGAAAGAUAGAUAAGUUUUCACUCUACAGUCAGCCGGUGCCUCAAGAGACGAGCAAUAAGGUGAGCUAGCGUUAGCCGGUUAGCGCAAGUGACCGGCGAGAUUUUGAGGGCUUUAUACACUUUCAGGUUUUUAGAGAUUUACAUCAUCGCAAAUAUAUCUUAACAUAUAAACUACUUGACACAAAAGGAAUCUUAUUAUUCUCAAUCAUUAGCCCCUUUUACCGCGCCUCUACAAUUCUGCGUUUUCCCGCCUUUCCACCCCCAUCCAAGAUGCUCUUCUGGAACUAGACGGUGAUGAAAUUGACUCUGCAAUGUUCCACCUUCAAGGUACAAUCGGAGCCAUAAGAGAGCAAUAUCCUACUGGGUUGUGCAAAGGCAGAUUGUGUUCAAGAAGCUAGUAGCUACUGCUAACCAUCGUAGAUUAGAACUUUGACUUUCAUAAGAAUGCUGCACUGUUUAUUUGUAACAUGACCAAGACACUCAGUCUGUUGUGUACUGUAAAGCUUUAUAGAUGACAAAUUGACUCAGAAUACGUUAGCGUGCUUUGUAUUUCACUUAAUUCCCCCGGAAAACUGGAAUCUAUGCAAAAAGAUGGCCACGCUGCAUGUUUACAAGACCGACGUCACGUUAAAUUGGUUUUAAGUCCUGCCCCGGUGUGUGUAGUUUAGUGGUUUAUUUGUUGACAUAUUUCCACUCCUCUUACCACAUUGCAUUCCAGGUGAAAGAUUUGAAAUUGUUCUUAAUGGAAUCUUGUUUGCGCUCGCUAAGAAGAUGGUUCAAGUAGCCAUAGCCUUAUUAACCAUAAUAUAUGUAUUUGUUUUAGUUUUAAAUAUUGCUGAAAAACAUUUUUGCUUUGUACUUUUUUGUCGGUAUUUAAAGCACGUGGAAAAGCAGAGUUGGAUUAGUCAAAUAAGUGGUGCUAACAUGAAAAUGUAGAUGAAAUCGCAAAUGAGGCAAAUUUUUUCCCUUCCCCCUGUGUGACGAUAAUGGUGCACAACAGUUUGACAUUUUUAUUUAACACAUCAGGCCCUUUGGAUUAAUAUUCCGAGUAGCUGUGCUCGGUGGGUAUUACAUUUCUAUACUAUGCACGUUUUUAAUGUUA